AUGACCUCCUCAAGAUUAGCGGUCGCUAUCUUGCUCGUCCUCGGAGCACUCAAUGCCUACCUGGACCUCCUUCAUGUGCGCGCGACCCGUCGAAUGGCAGUUGCAAGACCGCCACCACUAGAACAUUACAGCUUCAUCGAUGAAGACUACAUCCCCCGCAUGCCCCUCCCCAGUGCACCGCGCGGCGGGGUUAAGUGGAUACCCGAGGAGUCCGUGCGCUACUCGCUCUGGUCGCCUGAGGCGAACGACGAGUGGCUCUGGACUGCGACCAUCGGCGACGGCAACGUCCACUUUGGUGACGGCCGCCGCCUCUUCGUCGUCGCAGUGACGCACCAGAUGCACUGCAUGCGUUCCUACCGCCAGGCGCUCGAGGCGGAAGGCAUUCCGCAAGGGCACGCGGUCGGGCACCUCACGCACUGCCUGAACUUUCUGCGUAUGCACACGCUGUGUGCGGCGGAUACUACGCUCGAGCCCCCAGACGCGUUCGCGAGGAACUAUACGAUGAAGGGGGCGGGGGCGGAGCAUGUGUGCAUGGACUGGGAAGCAUUUUACAAGGACAUGCGGACGAACUACCUGGAGUGGGACGGGUUUCAGAAGCACCAAGCGAACUCGACGAUGAAGUGA
Molecule: messenger RNA, 624 nt
Organism: Dichomitus squalens LYAD-421 SS1
Lineage: Eukaryota; Fungi; Basidiomycota; Agaricomycetes; Polyporales; Polyporaceae
Exons: 2
Coding region: 1-624 (207 amino acids)
Biological process (GO): mycotoxin biosynthetic process
Source: RefSeq, a predicted model, not a curated record